Molecule: messenger RNA, 3941 nt
Organism: Acipenser ruthenus (sterlet)
Lineage: Eukaryota; Metazoa; Chordata; Actinopteri; Acipenseriformes; Acipenseridae
Product: myosin light chain kinase 3-like
Exons: 14
Coding region: 352-2979 (875 amino acids)
Biological process (GO): intracellular signal transduction; protein phosphorylation; positive regulation of apoptotic process
Cellular component (GO): cytoplasm; nucleus
Molecular function (GO): ATP binding; protein serine/threonine kinase activity
Source: RefSeq, a predicted model, not a curated record
UUCAUAUGGAGAACAGGGAAAACAAGGAAGGGUCUAAGUAGCCUGGAUGACCCAUGACAACGUUUUAAUUGUUCCCAAAACUUGUUGGCUACUUGGAUUUUACGGGCACAAAGAAGCUGUUUUUUUGGGGGGGAGGGGAGUUUGUAAAAAGACAUGAACAUUUGAUGUAGACUUGCAGAAAAAUUUCCCAAGCAACCACCUCUUUUGAAAAACAGAAAAAGGAGAAUUGAUUAACAUUUUUUUAUGGAAAAUCAAGCAAUUGUUUCUCUUGUAUCUGUUUUUACUUCCAAAAAUCACCACCUGAGGACAUUGUGGACUUUGUUGACGGCAAGCAAAUCUUAAAUAAAGGAUAUGAGUACCCAGGUGAAGCAGAAUUCCACUUUGGUCCACUCAAUGGCAAAGGCCUAUGACCCAAAAGCCAUGAAGAACCAAGGGCCUAACACCACCACUGGCACUGCACACAGGCUGCCUGUGGUGUCAAGCAAAAACUCUGUGGACAGCUUUAACCUAAUGGAUAUCAAGAUCGACUCUUUGAGCCGCAAAGUGGACAAACUCAUCACCAUUCAAGAAAAUGUUCUCCAUAAGCUGGACAGCAUGUCGGAGGAUAUUGUCAAAAUCGAAAAUGAUGUUGAGAUAUUGAAGGUGGACAAAGAUGAAAACAUCCAAGCUAGUAGCAAGCCCCAUGAGGUGGAAACUUCCAAGGGGAUUAAAGAAAUAUGUGUAGAAAUGAUGAAUAUGCUGUCCACUGUGAACCACAGAACACAGCAAGAGGCAACAAGGUUGGACGGGAUGGAGAAAAUAGUUCUUGGCAUCCAGCAGGUCAUAAGCUUCAUCGGAGAAACUGUUAAGAAUUCCAGAAUUCUCAAGCUUAUUCUUAAAGGCCAGGUUUUUCCGAAUGCUGCCAAUGAGGAGAGAGCGAAAAACGAAAAGCAUGAACAAAUAAGUGCCAAAAAGAAUGCGUCCUCUGACAAAAGUGCGGGCGUGAAUAAGAAAACUGAAAAGUCAAGGGAUCACAAAGCAAAAGAUGUAAAGGAAAAGUCAUACUCGAGUCUUAAGAGACUGAAAUCCCACAAAAAGAAGAAACCUCCAGAUGCUACAGGGGUUGCUCAGAAAAACGAUUGGGUAUUGGAUGAAAAAGUUCAAAAGCUAAACAAACAAAAUGUUGAAAAAUCAGAGAAGAUCCCUUUACCACAAGAAAAAACUCAAGUGGUAGAUGAGGAGGACCAGUCUACUGCUGUCCAUACACAGACACAAGAGUUACUUGUUCCAGUCACUUCCAAUGAUUUAGCCAAUACCAUUGUGAGUGCCUGUCCUGCUGAAGACAGAAAGCAGGAGAUGGUCACCACUGAGGUGGACAGCCAAAAGAAACAUGAAGAAAGUCUUACAUCACCGGUGUCAGAUGGUGCAGGACUUGAAGAUGAGGUGAAGGAGGGACGAGGUCACCUCAAGGAAUCAUCCAAAACCAAGGAUCAGGAGGAAGAUGGAGCAGAAAAAGAUGCACAAUCCUGGUCAGAAUUUGAAGAUGAAGAUGGGGAUCACGAAGAAGGAGAUGAUGAACAAGAAGAAGCUGAGGCAGAAGAAACAACUGAAGCAGAUGAAGUUUCCCCAACAGAAGAAUCAGCUCCAGAGACUUGCCUUUUGGAAGGCGCAGAUGAAACAGAGAAUGGGCUCCUUGCAGAAACACAGCUCUAUGAAAUCCUUGGUGGGAUAAACAAAAAUUGCACAGUGAUGCUUCAGAGGUAUGAGGACGGUGAAAAGGAAGUACUGUUAUCAGAAGAAAUGGGAGGAGAGCAGGCCAGUGAAAGUGAACACUUGGGGGACAGCACCGGCAGCAAGCGCAGAGUGUCCAAGGAGGAUCUGGUGAAGGAUGACAACAAAAAGAGCCGAGUGGAGUCUGAGAGUGAAGAACCUCACGUAGAGGAGAUUCUAGAGCCAGCCCAGUCCGAAUGUGUUGUUGAGGAGACCAAUGAAACUUGCAGUUCCUUAGAGGAGGACAACAAUAACCAGAAGCUGCCAUUACCAGAAGACCAGAAUUUAAAGUUUAUUAUUGAUAUCAGCCCUUCACCUCCAGCUCCCUUUGACCACCGGGUUGUCUCUGCUAAACCAGCUGAGAUAACCCAAUUCUACACCCUCAACAAGAAGGAGAUUCUCGGAGGAGGGCGCUUCGGUCAAGUUCACAAGUGUGUUGAAAAUUCAUCAGGUCUCACCUUAGCUGCAAAAAUCAUAAAAGCCAAAGGUUCAAAAGAAAGGGAGGAAGUAAAGAAUGAAAUACAAGUAAUGAAUCAGCUGAACCAUGCCAACCUUAUCCAGCUGUAUGCAGCAUUUGAAUCCAAAAAUGAUGUGAUACUGGUCAUGGAAUAUGUGGAUGGAGGAGAACUUUUUGACAGAAUCAUUGAUGAAAACUAUUAUCUAACAGAGCUGGACACAGUCUUAUUUAUCAAACAGAUCUGUGAUGGAGUCCAAUAUAUGCACCAGAUGUACAUUCUGCACUUAGACUUGAAGCCUGAAAAUAUCCUAUGUGUGAACCGAGCUACCAAUAAGAUAAAGAUUAUUGACUUUGGUUUAGCAAGAAGAUACAAACCAAGAGAAAAGCUAAAAGUGAAUUUCGGAACAGCAGAAUUCCUUGCUCCUGAGGUUGUGAAUUAUGACUUUGUCUCGUUUCCUACAGACAUGUGGAGUUUAGGGGUGAUUACAUACAUGCUACUCAGUGGCCUAUCUCCUUUUCUUGGAGAGGAUGACAACGAGACACUAAAUAACAUCCUGGUUUGUCAGUGGAACUUUGAAGAAGAAGAAUUUGGAAACAUCUCAGAGGAAGCCAAGGACUUUAUUUCAAAGCUCCUUAUCAAAAACAAGUGUUGGAGGAUAAGUGCAACAGAGGCUCUCAAACAUCCCUGGUUAUCAGACCCCUGUCUUCACUUCCGACUUCAGCAGCAAAAUAACAAGUGCCACUCAUCACACGCACCACCUUCAGAGGAGUAGCAUUUCAGAAAACUGAAAUGUUUAAGAAUAGACACAAGCUGGUUGCUGUUGUCAUCAGAUAUCAAAACACUGAUGACUUGUGAUGACAUGAGCCUCAGUCAACUGGACCAACACCACUGUGCCUGUAUGAUACUGGACAAGAAAAAAACAGCUACAUCUGUAUAUUAAGAACUUCAAAAUAUAUUGAUUGAAAGAAAAUGCAUUUCAAAUAUAUUGUUGGUUAAAUGUAUUAUAAUAUUUAAUUUGGUAAAACUUUAAGCCUACAAAAUGUGUGUUUAAGUUGCAGUCAGAAUUCAUAUUUUGGACAUCAAAGAGGCACAGACACAAAGCAUUGACCAUACAGUCACAAUAUGAAUACAAGCAUUAAUGACAUUUUCAAUUGAAUUCAAUACAAAUACAUUAAAAAGAAGGGAUGCAUAAUGUCAAUGGAAGAAGUGGAGAAGAAAGCAGCUUUGGCUCUUUCCUCAGAGACAGUCUAAGGUGCCGGACAAAGUACAGCUUAUCCAACUAGAGGAUGGGAUAGUGGAACCGACGUUACAUCCUGAAGAAUUAAAACCACUUUUGAUGUGAAUACACAUUACACUGCACAUUCUCUACACCAGAACUUCAUUUGAUUUAAAGUUUCAGAAAAAUAAUGCAUGGUUGAAGAUACAGUAAGUACUAUAGCAUGCUUGUUUAUCAUACAGACAACAUUGGUCUCAUAAGUGAAAAGUUAUAUAAGUACUGUCAAAAAAGUUAACUUUUAUUCGGCACUGUAUAGCCAGUAUUGUUGCACUGCAAUGUGGUGCACAACCUAACCCUUGAAUUUGGAAUGUGUGUUUGCCACUGGAAUUGCUCAUAUGUCAGCUUUCCUAAAACAAUUGCUAAAAUUAAAAUAUUUAUUCUAAACAGUGGGCAAUAUGUAAUAACUGCCUCUUUUAAGGUAUGCUAAAUAAUAUCAUAAGCAUGUCAUUUAUUUGUGU